Molecule: messenger RNA, 3723 nt
Organism: Tauraco erythrolophus (red-crested turaco)
Lineage: Eukaryota; Metazoa; Chordata; Aves; Musophagiformes; Musophagidae
Source: RefSeq, a predicted model, not a curated record
AGUUUGAAACCUCAGCUUAAUGUUAUAUCUCAAAAAUGCCUCCAGUUGAAAUACGUAAAAUGUUGCAAAUUCAUCUCAAAAACAUUUUUUUCCCUUUUUUUUAAUAAUGCUGUCUCCGGAGAGUCCUUAAUACGGACUGCAUUCCAGUGUCUUCAGUUGGUUGUGACAGACUUUCUUCCAACAAUGCCAUGUACUUGUCUACAGAUAGUUGUUGAAGUUGCAGGAAGCUUUGGACUUCACAAUCAAGAGCUAAAUAUUAGCUUAACAUCAAUUGGUUUGUUGUGGAAUAUUUCGGAUUAUUUUUUCCAAAGAGGUGAAAUAAUAGAAAAGGAGCUAAACAAAGAAGAAGCAGUGUUGCAGAAACAGGCAGAAGAAAAGGGAGUGAUGCUGAAUAGGCCUUUUCAUCCUGCACCACCAUUUGACUGUCUUUGGUUAUGCCUGUAUGCCAAACUGGGAGAACUGUGUGUGGAUCCCCGACCUGCAGUUAGAAAGAGCGCUGGGCAGACAUUGUUUUCCACUAUUGGUGCUCAUGGAACUUUAUUGCAACAUUCAACGUGGCACACAGUAAUAUGGAAGGUUUUAUUUCACCUGUUGGAUAGGGUUCGAGAAUCUUCUACCACAGCUGACAAAGAGAAGAUUGAAUCAGGAGGAGGCAACAUUCUCAUCCAUCAUUCAAGGGAUACAGCUGAGAAACAGUGGGCUGAGACAUGGGUAUUAACACUGGCUGGAGUUGCAAGAAUAUUUAACACCAGGAGAUACUUACUGCAGCCUUUAGGAGACUUUCCGCAAGCCUGGGAUGUUCUUCUUGAUCACAUCCAAUCAGCAGCACUCAGCAAAAAUAAUGAAGUUUCCUUGGCUGCUCUGAAAAGCUUCCAGGAGAUCUUGCAAAUUGUUUCUCCCGUCCGAGACUCAGAGAAGCCUGACACACCACCUGCUAUCAAUGUUUCUGUACCUGUGGUGGUGGGGACAACAACUGCCACUAGUCUUGGCAGAUCGUUCAUGAGAACUGACUCCAUAGGAGAAAGAAUAGGAAGAUACAAUGGAUCUGAACCACCUGUAAUAACAGAUGAGAUUGAAGAUUUGAAUCUUUGGUGGGCAGCCUGGAACAGCUGGUGUAGGAUUGGUUCAGAAAGUACAAGGCCUCCGAUUACUUGUGAUAAAUUGACUUUCAUUCCCAGCCAGCCUUUUCUUACAGCUUUAAUUCAGAUAUUCCCGGCUCUUUAUCAGCACAUCAAAACUGGUUUCAGCAUGGAUGAUCUCCAAAAGCUGGGUGUCAUUUUGCACGGUGCUGUUUCAGUUCCGAUCAGUUCUGAUGCUUCCCCUUUCAUCCUUCCAUCUUACACUGAAGCAGUUUUGACAAGUUUACAGGAAGCAGUGCUUACAGCUUUAGAUGUUUUACAAAAGGCUAUAUGCGUGGGCUCAGAAAGUAUGCAGAUAAUGUAUCCUGCAAUCUUUGACCAGCUGUUGGCCUUUGUAGAAUUUUCCUGCAAGCCUCCACAGUAUGGACAGCUGGAAACAAAGCACAUUGCAAAUGCGAAGUAUAAUCAGAUACAACUAUUUGCACCGGCGGAAUGGGUAGCAUUGAAUUACGUACCGUUUGCUGAGAGGUCAUUGGAAGUUGUUGUGGACUUAUACCAAAAGACAGCUUGCCAUAAAGCUGUGGUAACGGAGAAAGUUCUGCAGAACAUUAUUAAGACACUAAGAAUACCUCUUAGUCUGAAGUAUUCCUGUCCUUCUGAAAGCACAUGGAAGCUAGCUGUUUCCUCUCUUCUCAAAGUUCUUUCUAUCGGACUGCCUGUUGCAAGGCAGCAUGCAUCUUCUGGAAAAUUUGACAGUAUGUGGCCAGAGCUAGCAAAUACUUUUGAAGACUUUUUAUUCACCAAAAGUACACCUCCUGAUAAUCUCUCAAUUCAAGAAUUUCAGAAGAAUGAGAAUAUUGAUGUUGAGGUGGUGCAGCUUAUCAGCACAGAGAUACUGCCAUACGCUAAUUUUAUUCCUAAGGAAUUUGUUGGUCAGAUAAUGACUAUGCUCAAUAAAGGCUCAAUACAUUCUCAGUCAUCCUCCUUUACAGAAGCCGAAAUAGAUAUUCGAAUGAGGGAGGAGUUUUCUAAGGUGUGUUUUGAAACGCUGCUCCAGUUUUCAUUCAGUAACAAAGUCACAACUUCUCAGGAAGGCUACAUCUCUAGAAUGGCACUUUCUGUGCUCUUGAAAAGGUCACAGGAUGUAUUGCAUCGCUACAUAGAAGAUGAGAGAUUGAGUGGCGAAUGUCCUCUUCCACGGCAACAAGUAACAGAAAUCAUAUUUGUUUUAAAAGCUGUCAGUACUCUCAUAGAUUCACUUAAAAAAACUCAACCUGAAAAUGUUGAUGCCAACACAUGGGCACAAGUUAUUGCUUUGUACCCGACUUUAGUAGAAUGUAUCACCUGCUCAUCCUCGGAAGUGUGCUCUGCUCUGAAAGAGGCACUGGUUCCCUUUAAGGACUUCAUGCAUCCACCAGCAUCCAAGGUACAGAAUGGAGAGUCUUGACCCCAUAAAACGUAAAACUUUUUUUUUUAUUUUUGGAGGAGAAAAAGUAUCCAAAAACAUUUGUUCCUGAGUGAAGUUUCUCUGAGGAAAUCUCUUGUGACUAGUACUUUGGCAACCAGUGCUGUCUGCCUUUUAACUGUACUAACAAGAGCUCAGUAAUCCACGAGUACAGGCUAAAUCUCAAAGGUUCCAGAGUGAGUAGCAGUGCAGACCUUUAAUAAAUUUAACUGAAUAGUUGGAAUCGUUUAUAAUCUAAUGUACUUGCUACAGUAUCUUGAAGUGGUGAUUGAAAAGUGGGCUUAUGUACAGCUUGUUGUGUAUGUGUUAAUGAUGUAAUUAAAAAGAUUUCAAUUCAGUCAGAUUUAUUAGGCUGGUGUUUUGCACCCUUUUUUUGAAGUACGAAUUGUACUAAAAUUUUAUGCAAGAUGGUACUGUAACAUUCCAUUUAUCUGUAACCAGCCUUUGUAAACAAAGGGAACUGAUAUACUUGUGUGUAUAAUAAAUGGUACAGUUCUGUAUAAAAUAGUUGCAUUUAUUAUUUAAAUUCUUUUAAAAAUAUUGAUAAUGUUAAAUGCUCGAAAAUGUAUUUAUUAUGAAUAAGUUGUAUGCUUGCAUUUUUACUUACAGUUUGCCUUCUAAAUUGCCAGAUAUGCUCAUCCAUAUCUGAUCAUGUUGUUAGUUUUUGCUUAAUCGAAUGUAUUUUCUCUGUGGCCAUUGGACACUUAAGAAAGGGUCAUAUGACAAAAGAUGACAGCAAGCAGUCAGUAGUCUGCUGAUCUCAAACUUCAAAGUAGUUGACCUGAAAUAAGUUUGAAUAUGCAGAAAUCCACUGUAGCACUUCAACACUAUCAUACCUCACUUCAUAAUAUAUUUGUUUCAGGACUUUUGUUCUACUCAACUCUAUCCAUUUUUGAGGUUGCAGCCUUGCUUUAAAAAAAAAAACAUAUUUGAGGGUUGUUAGCCUUUUUUGACCUUCUUCACAGGUAUCAGUCUUUGAAUCAAGAAAGUGAUUUCAAAUAUCUGAAAUACUUGGCUGUAAUAUUUUGUUCAAUAAUUUUAAGUGCUUUGUUUUGUAAUGUCUUUUCAACCCAAACAAAUUGUUCUAAUCUUUUAAUUAUAAACUGUGUCUGAUAAAAAACAUGAGAAGUGUAUUUUUGAAAAUAGUUACUCAUUUAGAACCGCAGUAGAAUUUGUCAU